Molecule: messenger RNA, 891 nt
Organism: Penicillium manginii
Lineage: Eukaryota; Fungi; Ascomycota; Eurotiomycetes; Eurotiales; Aspergillaceae
Product: aromatic alcohol reductase
Exons: 2
Coding region: 1-891 (296 amino acids)
Molecular function (GO): oxidoreductase activity
Source: RefSeq, a predicted model, not a curated record
AUGGCUAUCUCUAAAGUCGCAAUUGCCGGGGCCACUGGCAACGUCGGUCCAGCCAUUCUCAACGCCCUAUUGACUGCUGGCUUUGAAGUCACCGUUCUCAGCCGAUCUUCGUCACACAAACUGGAUCCUCGUGUCAAACUCCAGGAAGUUGACUACAGCUCCCAAGACUCCCUCACCACAGCCCUGGCAGGCCAAGAUGCGGUAGUCAACGCCCUCUCUGUCGGGCUAGUCGCUCGUGAUAUCCACCUUCGUCUCGUGGAAGCUGCCCACGCCGCCAAGGUCAAGAGAUACAUCCCAUCGGAGUUUGGCAGCGAUACCGUACACCACUUGACUGCCCAAAUACCCGUCUUCGGCGACAAGGUUGCCAUCCUUGAAAGACUGAAGGAGAUCUCGGCCCAGGAUCAAGAAUUCAGCUACACCGCGGUUAUCAACGGCCCUUUCUUCGACUGGGGUCUCGAGAAGAAGUUUUUCCUCGACGUUUCUGGCCCAACGACAACCAUCUACGAUGGCGGCGACGUCCAAGUGAGCAGCACGACUCUCUCGGGAGUCGGCCGUGCUGUCGCCGGUGUUCUGCAAAAUUUCGAUGAAACCAAGAAUCGCCCUGUAUACGUCGCAGAAACAGUUUUCACACAGAAUAAGCUGUUGGAGUGGUCAGGCAAGGCCGAUCAGAUCGAGAAGAUCCAUGUCGCUACCGACCAGUUGGAGCAGAAGGCCUUUGAAGCUAUCAAGCAGCCCACGCCUGAUGGGGCCACCUUCGCCCGCAACCUCAUUCUUCGAGCUAUCUUUGGAGGUAAAUACGGAGCUCAUUUCUCCAAGACUGAUAAUGAGCUUCUUGGGGUUAAAGAACUGUCGGAGGCGGAGGUUAAGAAUUUGCUUAAGCAGUACGCUUAG